Alligator sinensis (Chinese alligator) is the source of this 940-nucleotide messenger RNA. Its product is annotated as stress-associated endoplasmic reticulum protein 1. Gene Ontology annotation, cellular component: endoplasmic reticulum. NCBI's taxonomy places the organism in Eukaryota, Metazoa, Chordata, Crocodylia, Alligatoridae. The transcript has a single exon. Gene Ontology annotation, biological process: endoplasmic reticulum unfolded protein response. Bases 16 to 366 code for a protein of 116 amino acids. The record is from RefSeq and is a predicted model, not a curated record.
CAUUUCCAUAUACGUAUGCAUAUAUUUGGGAUUGAUGCUUUCAAUGCAUCAGCCAAACUAGAAAAGAACAAGUUAGGGUUGAUUUUUGUUUUGAUAUCUCUUUCUUUCUUUCUUUCUUUCUUUCUGAGCGGCCGAGACCCGCAGACGCCGUCCCGGUGCAGCAGGACGGUGGCGAAGCAGCGGAUCCAGAUGGCGAACGAGAAGCGCAGCAAGAACAUCACGCAACGUGGAAACAUCGCCAAGACCUCGCGCAACGCGCCGGAGGAGAAGGCGUCGGUGGGGCCCUGGCUGCUGGCGCUCUUCAUCUUCGUGGUGUGCGUCUCCGCCAUCUUCCAGAUCAUCCAGAGCAUCCGGAUGGGCAUGUGAGCUUGCUCCCAAACCAUGUUUUUGCUCUCCUGUGAAUUACAAUGAACUGUCGUUUCCUGCGUUUGAGACCCUGGUGCGGAAGCGUAACUGCGUUCUCAGCCUGCUCCAGAAUGACAAUAAAAUUCUAUUAUUGAUCUACAAUCGUGGACCUAGUUAUUCAGUGAAGUACAUCUGUGUUCAAUGUAGAUAUGUUAAGCUCUAUGCUGUGUAGAUACGUAGGAGCUGAUUACAUCUGUUGUGUAAACACCAGUCUUAUGAUCUGUUAAGCUUCUGUAUAAGUGGAAGUGGUUUUAUUUAAAAGAAUCUUAGCAUCUCUGUUUUAUAGUGGCUGUAUUGCGAAUGUAAAGCACCCUUAUAAUUAAGCCAGCUGGGCCAUACACAGCAUUAUUUUUAUUUUGCUUAUCUAAGUGGAUCAUCAUUGUGUCUGUGUAGCCUCUCUCUACUACUGCGUGUGACAAUGCAUUAGUGCUCAAAAUGCUUAUUAAUGAUGAAAACCUUAUCCCGUGCCCCUUGCAAAACUGUUCUAAUAAAAAUACAAGUGCUUGUUAGUGUAAAAUCUUUCUUUUUUUCUUUC